AUGAAUAAAGUGGCGGGGAGCAACUCGGGAGCAGAGGGGGAAGGAAAACACGGAAGCGAUGGCGGCGACCGAAGCGACCACAGCAGUGGGGACGAGCAUAAUGCGAAAAGCGAACAGUCUGGGGAAAACGUCACAAGUGAGAAGGCUCAGCAGAAUGACUCGGAAAAGCAAUCCGAAGAAGGCACCCCAAAUGAUGCCCCAAAUGAUGCCCCAAACGAUGUAGACAACGCGCACGGAAAAGAAGAACCAAAGCUGAGUCGCGCGGAAAGUAACACCAUCGACAAAAGCGGAGAAGAACAAAAUGAGCAAGGGAGCAACUUAUCCACGACCUCCCUAGACGAGGAAAAUAAAAAAAAAGAAAAAAACAUUAUUGCAAGUACGCGCGAUGAUUAUCCCGUUGAUGAGAAACCACCACGCAUUGUGCGGGGAGAAAGCCAAAAAUAUGGAGGAAAAAAAAUAAAACCCAAAAGUUUUAAACCAAACGAUACAUAUAAUGACGCAAAGAAGGGAGAAAUCAACUCGAGCAGAAACAAAAAAAUAACGAAAGAAAAUUUAAAAGUAGAUAUGCGGGACUUCUUUUUUACCUCACAGGAGAAGGAUGUGUACGAAUAUAUUCCAGAUACGUCCAACUACACCAUAUGUCACAAUGAAGCAAAUGAAUUGUAUAAAGAUGUAGUCACCAUGAAUAAGCAUUUUUUGGACGAAAUAAAUGUUAACAUAUAUUCGUCCCCUCUGGAUACCUACUUAUCGAGCAUGCUAGCCUCCGUAAAGGAAGACUCAAAACAGAGGGAAGUAAAUCCUCUCUUUCGGACGAGCUCAAAAAGCGAAAAUAACAAUAACAAUGACAAUUUAUCAGAUGAAAAAAAAAGAAAAAAGCAGAGCGACAUCCUGGAUGAAAGUCCCAUGAACAAACCACUAUAUUCAUACGAGUUUUACAAAAAUAAAAUUUUUAAGCAUUAUCAUAAUAACGGUUUAGUCAUCGAAGUAGAUCCUGCUAAAUUAAAAUAUAACAACUCUACGCAGUAUGAAUAUGAUCAGAAUGUGUCGACUAAUUUAGACGACCCUCUGUCUUAUUUGCAAAAAUUAAAGUGUGAAGUGGAAGACAUAACUGCCUACAUUCACGAUUUAGCCAAUAGGAAAAAAGAAUCAUACGACCCUGAUAAUCCAUACGACAAAUUAAACGAAGACGUAACAGAGCAUGAACAAAUUGUUAAGAAAAUUAUGCAUAACCGUGAGGCACCCGAAAUACUGCUGGAACUUUUUUCGCUAAAAAAGGACAUCGACGAUAUGAUAAAUGAUGACAAUUUGAGAACACUACUGAAGUCGGAAAAGGUGGAGAAAAUGGCACCCCAACAGGGGGGUACUACUCCUCCUGAUGGUUGUAACAAAGAAGUGGUGAGAGAUAUCCUCGACCGGUUACAAAAUUGGGAUGAUGUUUUCCCGAAAAAAGGAGAAUCAGCCGAUAAAAAGGACAUACGUGGGGAUUCCUUUCCAAAGCAAGUAAACAUUUACACACUACAAAAUGGGAAAGAAAAGGAAAUUCAAACUGCCCACCUACUAACGCUGGAAAGAAAAAUUGCAGAUAUUGAAAAGGCCUUGGGGGUAGAUAAAAUGGCCAUGCUUCCAUAUGAUGAUCUGAACCAUGCCAUCCUGGAUUUAUACAAUAAACUAAGCCUGCUAGAUUCCAGCAAAUUAGAGAGUGUGAAAAAAAAAAUGCAAAACCUCCAAUCUGAAUUUUUGAACUUAAAAAAAUUCAAAAAAGAUCUUUUAAAUAUUUCCAAAGAUCGAGGAAAUUACGAAGAAUCCAUUGAUGAGCUUUUUAAAAUUUUAGACCUCUGGAAAAAGACUCACCAUAUUAUUCCAAACGUGUUGGCAAGGCUUCACCAACUGAAACGGGUGCAUGACAACGCGCAGUCCUUCUCUUCCAGGCUCGACGAUUUGGAAAAGCAGCAAAGCAAGCUAGACGACACAAUCAGCCUCGCCGAGCGAAACAUUAAACUGAUCAAUUCCAAGAUUGACCAAAAUGUACAUUUCCUGCAAGACACGUUAAGGAAGAUGGAAUCAGAGGGGGUUCCCUUAUCGAAUAACGAGUAA
Plasmodium coatneyi is the source of this 2094-nucleotide messenger RNA. RefSeq lists its product as uncharacterized. The transcript is spliced from 2 exons. NCBI's taxonomy places the organism in Eukaryota, Apicomplexa, Aconoidasida, Haemosporida, Plasmodiidae. The coding region runs from base 1 to 2094 and encodes 697 amino acids. Gene Ontology annotation, biological process: mitotic spindle organization. The record is from RefSeq and is a predicted model, not a curated record. Gene Ontology annotation, cellular component: dynactin complex; cytoplasm.